ACAAAAAAUUUUGUUUAAAUAUUUGAUAGUUUUCGGAUAAAUUAUUAGUAAUUAAACAAUAAUUACGGUUGAAAUGGCCGGACUCUUCAGUAUAUUUAACGAAGCAGAAAAUAAUACGAAUUUGUCCUUAAGUAAAGGGAAGGAAGCUCAGUUACAUGUGUCCUCCAAAAUGAAAUUCCAUGGAAAUGUAUCAACACCAGCCAAAAUUUUUACACAUUCACAGAAUAAACCUAAAGGCCUGUCUAUUCGUUCUAAAUCAGAUCUUAAUAUUUCUUCUACGCAUAAUUCAGAAUCAAGUAAAUUAAAUUCAAAAGAGUGUCUAAAAUCACAAUCUAAUAAACAAAGUACACCUAAUAAACAGGCCAUAUUACCAAUAAAAACAAAAAUGGCAAAGAAUAAGUCUUUUGAGAAUAUAAUUGGGAAAAAAUUAUCGCCAAAAAUCUCAUCACCAAUAAUGCAAAAUGUUGUGGAUAAUUUUGUAUUUAGAAAACCAGAAGCACCUAAGCAGCCAAAAAAACUAAUUAAAUGUUCGGAGCCAGAAAAUUUGGCCUAUUAUUUUGAUCACAACAAGCAUAUGAAUGAAGAAAUGGAUAGUAUAUUUAACGAAGAGCGUAGGUUAUUAAGAGCUGCAAGGAAAUUGGAUGAAUCGAAUCCACCUUGCGACGAUGAAGGGUUUAUUUCUGGUUCUGAAAUUGAUUUUUUUGAAAUUCAUAGUGAAAUCAGUUCAUCAAAAUCCACUUUAAGAGAUGUCGAACUCCCAGAAAUCUCUGAUAUCGAAGACUAAAUUAAUAUUGUAUUCUUAAAUCAAGAAUAAUGUAUACUCAUCGUUUAAAUGUAAUGUAGCAUUUGCAUUAUUUAUAAAUACUAAAUAAUGAAUUGCGAUAUGUGA
Messenger RNA from Ceratosolen solmsi marchali, 889 nucleotides. RefSeq lists its product as uncharacterized. The coding region runs from base 74 to 784 and encodes 236 amino acids. Lineage: Eukaryota; Metazoa; Arthropoda; Insecta; Hymenoptera; Agaonidae. The transcript has 5 exons. The record is from RefSeq and is a predicted model, not a curated record.